CUUUCAAACAUGGAGGAGCGGGAGAGGGGGGCGAGGUCGGCUCGCGCCGGCAGCCCUGCGCGCCCGCCCAGCCCGCGGCUGGAUGUCAGCUCUGACAGCUUCGACCCACUGCUGGCCCUGUACGCGCCUCGCCUGCCUCCCAUCCCCUACCCCAACGCGCCCUGCUUCAACAACCUGGCCGAGUACGAGAGCUUCCUCAGGACCGGGUGCCGGGGCGGCGGGCGCGGACGGGCGCGGGGCGCGGCCGCGGGCUCUGGGGACCCCGCCACCGCCGCCGCCGGGCCCUUGGGCAGGACCCGCCGCCGCCCGGACAUCCCCGCCCCGGACCCCGAGCGCAUCCAGCGCCUCCGCCGCCUCAUGGUGGCCAAGGAGGAAGGGGACGGGGCCGCCGGGGCGCGGCGGCGGGGUCCGGGUCGGAGCAGGAAGGCGCCGCGCAACGUGCUCACGAGAAUGCCCUUGCACGAAGGCAGCCCUCUGGGUGAACUCCAUCGUUGUAUCCGGGAGGGGGUGAAGGUGAAUGUUCACAUCCGCACUUUCAAGGGACUUCGGGGCGUCUGUACGGGCUUCCUUGUUGCAUUUGACAAGUUCUGGAAUAUGGCACUUACUGAUGUGGAUGAGACCUACCGAAAACCUGUUCUAGGCAAAGCAUAUGAACGGGAUUCUUCAUUGACUCUCACUAGGCUCUUUGAUCGACUAAAACUGCAGGAUUCCUCCAAGAAGGAAACAGAUUCCAAGUCUGCAGUUGAAGACUCCACUCUGUCCAGAUACUCCCAGACAUCCACCUGGAAGGUGGCUUCAGUGUGGGGACGAGGAGACACUGACCGGGGUUCACGCAAGCGUUCCCGCUCCGUCCCUUCUUCCCUGCAGGCAUCGGCAAGGGAGGAGUCCAGGUCAGAGCUGUCAGGGAGGACUACACAGACAGAAGGGUCGAGUGCGGGAGGUACCUUUUCCAGGGCCACCACCCUUUCCAGGGGCCAGCCCCGUAAGAAAAAGCGAAAGCCCAAAGUGGAUUACCAGCAGGUAUUCACUCGACACAUAAAUCAGAUUUUCAUUCGAGGCGAGAAUGUCCUGCUGGUUCAUCUUGCACAGUGACCAGCUCGGCCUCACUUGAGCUUUGGUUUUUCGAAAUAAAAUGCAUGAAUCGCUGCUAUGCUAUAUCCUAGUAUCCCAGUGAAGCUAUGAGUUGGAAUGAUUCCCUCUGGUCUGCCAUGUGCAGAGCAUAGAGCCAGGCUCGGGCCUUCUGGGAGAUGAGGUCCCUGAAGGGGAAAUAGGCCUUGAGAGGGUGGGUGGGUGUGUGCAUUAAUAUCAAGGCAAAAGCUGUACAGAGGUACAUGCAUCUUAUUUGGUAUCGUGGUCUACUUCAGACACUCAAACCAAAUACUAGAUUUGAAUUAGGGAGCAUGGUAUGAAUUGAAUUCACUCCACAGACACUAUAGCACGGUGAAGGAAAAAAACACCUCAAAAAGAAUGAUCUCAUUUCUAAAAGCUAGUGCCCUGAGUACUCAUAAAUUUGUUUCUAAGAGUAGCAGUAUAAAUCACCCUGAGCCCUGAACCCACAUCUUGUAACUGACCUUUGAAUUUUGCUCUACAUCAUUCUCUCUUGAUCAAGAAAUGUAAUUUGUUAUCUUUUAAUAUCUAUAAGAUAUAAGAAGCCCACCAAUUUAUGUAAGAGUGAAAUUUGGGUAGGUGGUAUGCUCAAAGCAUCUAGCAAUGAAUGCUGUGUUUUUAUGCCUCUCCACUUUAUGGAAAGAAAUAUGGGACCUCGUUGUUGGUCUUCCUCUUGCCAGAGAUAGCUUCUGCAAAUGGUGUACCAGAUGGGACUAUAAGAUGCUCUUGUCCUUCUCUUUCACUUCUGUGGCAUGGUGCUAGUGCAUGUACCCUGUGUAUUGCCCCUCUGUAUAUAGUGUGACCUGUCCUGUGAGCUUUAUGUCAGGAGACUGUGACCUUCAUGUCUGGCUUCAAAGAGUUCUGCGUGGACUCAAUAAUACACACUCAUUAUGUGGCCGAGAGUACUCUUUCCAGGCAGGGCUGGCCCCUGUCUAGAGUAUCUUGUAGGAUGGUUUCCAUGAAACAGGGGUGGAGUUUUAUUCCCUUGUUUCAGACCAAAGAGGUUCUCACAAAGUACAGCGGUGGUGCCUGUAAGGGACACUUUACUCAGCCUGGCUUGAGUAACAGGAACACUAGACCACCUGCUACUACUUCUACUUGAACCAUAUGCUUUUCCAAUCACCAGUGCAAAAUAGGCUAUAUCUUGACACAGACUGUUAGGCAACGUUGACCUUUUGUUUUGUUAGUUUAUACAUUAUUUGGUUUUAUUUUAGAUAACUUAGGUUCAAAGUGAGAAUGAUAAAUAGCUAACUAGUUAAAACGUUUGAAAAGAAAAACUUCCUCUGCUGUAUUUGUCGUGUUACUUAAAUAAGCCUUCUGAGAAGCUGGUGAAUCAAGUUCAAGGAGCUGGGACUCUGGCUCAUCAUGUAGUGAGAGGAGAGCAGACUAACCCCUCUGUGCCUCAGUUUUUUCCCACCAGACACCUACCUCACAGGGGCACUGAGUAAAAGAAUUUGGGGAAGGCAUUUUAAAGUCUUUUAACACGUGUAAGUGCCAUGAGUGAUUUUUACUCACCCUGUUUCAUAGCCUGGUAAAAGUUCAGUGUUUCAUGAGCAAGGUAGGUGCUAUAUAAUAUCAGAGAGUAAUCUCCAUAGGUGUCACAGUUACGAUCUUGUUAUCAAAAAGCAGUGAUAUCUUCAGGAACUGUUUUCCAUGUUCCGUUCCUUCCUCCUAAGGGACAAUGGAAGUGUUCAGAAGAGUAUCUUCAGUAAAGGAAGAGGGGCGUUUCGUUGCUGCCCCCCCCCCCCGUAUCCCAGCCCCCACCCUCUGCUGGUCAGGAUGAGAGGGAAUUCCACUGCACUUUCUGAGGGGUUUAUAUGACAGCACCGAAGGAAGGAUGCGCACCUAAAAACAACGCAUCCCCAAAGAGGCAUCUGUGGAAGUUGUUUUGUUUUGUUUAUUUGAUUUUGUUUCAAAAUGCAUUUUAAAUAUACUCUUUAGAGCCAGAUUAGGUGCACUAUACAUUUAGAGAAGUUCUAGGUUACAAACGCUCGUGAACAAUUAUCUUUGGAAUCUGCCAGUCUAAAUCUCUUCUAAACAGUAUGGCUAAAAUCUCAGUUCCCCAAUUAGUAGUUGCCUUGUUUAAUCAUCAGGCAUCCCUGCCUCUACCUCUUUACCAGUCCUCCCUGUUUGGCAGUCGCCAUCUGUCUGUCCUCUUGUCCCUCAGCUAGAAGCUGUAAUGGUUACUAGAUUUUCCCAAUAAAGUGGAAAUUUGGAAUCAAAAGGAAUAUAAUCAAUUUCCAUUCAUUGUAGUGCCUGAUUAAAUCUAACCUGAUUUAUUUUAAACACAUGCUCGUUUUCUAGUUUGCAUUUAAUUUUCAUGUAUCCAUAUAAGGAUUGAUUUAUUGCUUUUCUGCCCAAGUUACUAAUUCUGGAUCUGAAAAUUAUUUUAAAACUGUGUGUCGGGCUUCCCUGGUGGCGCAGUGGUUGAGAGUCCGCCUGCCGAUGCGGGACGCGGGUUCGUGCCCCGGUCCGGGAAGAUCCCACAUGCCGUGGAGCCGCUGGGCCCGUGAGCCAUGGCCGCUGAGCCUGCGCGUCCAGAGCCUGUGCUCCGCAACGGGAGUGGCCACAGCAGUGAGAGGCCCGCGUACCGCAAAAAACCAAAAAAAAACAAAACUGUGUGUCAUCUGUCUUAUGUGCCCAUAUACCCCCAUUUAUUUGUUUGGUUUGGACAGUGAUUCUGGAAUGAGUAUUAUCUAGUAAAUGUGCUGUUGUGUACAAAGCAUGAUAACCAUAUUUUUAGAGAAGUAAUUUUUUUAAUUAUUGCUUUUUCUUUAUUAUGGGAGAAAUUGUUCAAAAGGAAUGAAAAAUAUGUCCUAAAAAUGUAUAUGCUGCUCAAAAAUGUGGUCAUCUAGGACAUUUAAAUAAGUUGCUAUGGAAAUAGCUGAAGUCUUCCUCAGAAGGCAAGAAAAGAAAAGGGGAAAGUAAAAGCCAGAAUGGUAGAUUUCUGGAGGGCCCCCAUCAACUCGUCGAGGGUGUCCUAAGCAGCCAAAACACAGCAAAACUGGCUUCUGGUAUUCUCUAGGGAUUUGGGCUUGAGACACUAGUACUUAUUUUUGAACAUUCAACUUUGAUUCUUCAAAGUAAUCUCUAGACAUGGCAGUGUGUUUUCAGGGCAGUUCACAGGGCAGACCUGUACACUUGUUGAGGUCUUCUCAGGAGUAUCCAGCUUUGUUAGGAAGUAACAAGGGAUCGAGAAAUGGAAGGUGUGGCUGCACCCCCAGAACAAUUUCAUGAGCCAUUCUUUGUACACAGAGAUGGUUCUACUGCUUCACCACUAGGAGAGACUGUACUUUAGGUUGUUUGUGCUAGUAUUUGGGAAGUAUUUCUGCUUCCUCUGAGAGACCAUUUACAACAGGUGGGCCGUUUGUGCGAUGGUUAGCUGGAGUUAUCAGUGUCUAAGGCAGGUGGCCUUGGACUGGUUGGUUCCUUGCUCUCCGUGCAUGGCGCAUGUCAAGUCAGAAAGCCUAGAAACCAUUAGCGUUAAAGUCUAGGUGCGUAGAAUCCUUGCUAGAGUCGUUAGCGAAUGAAGAAGGGCUUUACCUAUCCUCAUGGUGAAAUAGUCCAGGAGUACUUUUAGAGAUUGUCAGGCCCUGAGCUAUGAGCUGCCCUUCAUCCUCAGAAGGCUUACAGAAACCUAGGUGUACUGCUUCUAUCCCUUGAGAAAAAAUGGAAACCUAACUUGAUGUAGAGUGGCUAUUUGUAUUUCUGUUUGUACUGUUUCCAUAGCAGCUGGCAUGGGCAAAACCAUGAAAUAGAAUCUGUUCUGUAAAUUACUUCUUUAAGUUUCUCUUAAUUUUGCCUUUAGGAAAAAAUUAAAAUUAUUCAAAGACAGCUAGCUGUCACUGGUGCUGCCCCAAAGCUUUCUAAGCCUUUGUGUAUUUUUUAUGAAAGAAAUGGUUGCUGAGGGAAGGUAAAGAUUCACCUAAGAGUAUCAUGGUAUAAAUGUAAUGGUUUCCAGAUGUUUUAAUUUUCCUUUUCCUGUGCCAGAUAUAGAAUGCAGUCGACCCCUUUUCAGUAGCUUCUGUUCAUCAGCCUGUGUUCUUCUGGGCAAUAACUCCCAGAAGGCUUUUCUUAGUGAUUGUAAAGAAGGAAAAUCCCAUCUAGGCCUGUGUGGCAAUGGUGAGUGGUCUGUCAUGACUUUCUGGCAAAUUGAGUUGAUGGAUUUAAGAUAAGCCUUUGGGGUUCCUGCCACAGUUUUCUGGGCUCUGAGGAAGGGUUGGGCCUCCUUUACUGUCGGUGUUUCGAGUAUUUUUCACAUGUUUGUAAGUUCUCUUGCACUCCUCUAAUAAAAAUGAAAGCUCUCUGUCAAGAAAUGGCUUUGGAUGGUUUGGAGAUCUGGGGGAGGGGGUGUGUGUGGAAGAAGUACACCUGAGACCUUCAGUUGGUCUUAUUUAUUUAGAAUAAAGAGUAGUUUGAUAAGCUACCAGAGUUAGUGCUUCUUUAAAAACAUUCUCUGAAGAGAUAGGAACUGUCCCUCAGGAAAGCCGUAAAAGCUGUUCCGAAUACACUGCAAUUGAUUUUGAUUUUUAGUCCUUCCGAGCAAAUGUCUGAUGUUAUGUUUUUAGAGCUGUCGGUGGGGGGGGGGGGAUGUGUUUUUAAAAAAUUUAGGGGUGAUUGAAACAAUGAUUGUCUGGCUGAAUUAUGUGUGAGCUAAGUUCUAGGGCAGCAGUCCAGUUCUUUUUCUGUUGUCCUGACAGCAAAGCAGAUAGUAAGCAGUGUCUUAAAAAGUGAUUUGCUUAUUUCAUACUGACAUCUAAAGGCAUUAGCCUUCUGUUUGGCAAUCCUGGGGAUACCCCUCUGCACCGUGACUUAUUAAUGUUUUUUAGACAAGGCUAAACCUGGAUGACUCUCUGUAUUUAUAGUUUCACUGUUCAUAUACCAGCUGCUAAAAGAAAAAACAUGACUUUUAUUCUUGUCUUGAAAUUACUCCUCAUUGUUAAAUUCACCUAAACCCUUCCUCCCAGGAAGGGUUUAGGUGGGUUGCUGCUAGUAACGUCAGCUUGCAGUGUUCUUCUGCUUUAGGUAUUUGUCAUAUGGGAGUCUGGAAACUGUAAUAAAUAUGA
Molecule: messenger RNA, 6173 nt
Organism: Globicephala melas (long-finned pilot whale)
Lineage: Eukaryota; Metazoa; Chordata; Mammalia; Artiodactyla; Delphinidae
Gene: LSM11
Product: LSM11, U7 small nuclear RNA associated
Biological process (GO): mRNA 3'-end processing by stem-loop binding and cleavage
Cellular component (GO): U7 snRNP
Molecular function (GO): U7 snRNA binding
Source: RefSeq, a predicted model, not a curated record